AUGCACAGGCUGUGUAGACGCCAAACCCUCUCCGCAAUCUCUCGGGUUUCGCCGAAGCAAGCCCGUCCCAUUGCUUCCACCCCACAGUUCGCUCGUAGUUUUGGCAGUUUCGCAGGCUUCAAAGUUCCCAGAGCUCGGAAUGAGCCAAAUCCACAAUAUGGCAAAAAUUCACCGGAGCGACUGGGCCUAGAGAACGCCUUGAAGUCCAUGAAGCAAAAACUCCCUCUCCAGGUCCCCGCUAUGAUUGCAGGUCAAAACGUUAAAUCCUCCAAACUAUCGCGACAGCCAAACCCAUCGGCGCACGCUGAAGCGGUGGCUGAAUAUUAUAAUGUUUCAGAAGGGCAUGUCAGCCAGGCAAUCGAAGCUGCCUUGAAUAGCAAGCCGGAAUGGGAACGGCUUAGUUUCACAGACAGAGCAGCGGUUUUCCUCAAGGCCGCUGAUCUUGUGGCCGGCAAAUAUCGCUACGAUAUCAUGGCCGCCACCAUGCUCGGCCAAGGAAAGAAUGCCUGGCAGGCGGAGAUAGAUGCUGCUGCGGAACUAGCGGACUUUCUUCGUUUCAACGUACAGUACGCCGAGGACCUUUAUGCGCAACAGCCACAGCACAACUCAAACGGUGUCUGGAAUCGUAUAGAGUACCGCCCGUUGGAAGGAUUUGUCUACGCUAUAUCACCGUUUAACUUUACGGCCAUUGGGGGCAACCUGUGUGCUGCGCCUGCACUUCUGGGGAACGUUGUCGUGUGGAAGCCAUCGCCGUCGUCCAUGGCUGCGAGUUAUCUCACGUACCAAAUCUUCCUCGAGGCUGGCCUUCCGCCCAACGUGAUUCAAUUCGUGCCUGGCGAUGCUGAGAUGGUUACCAAGGUUGUGCUUGGUCAUAAGGAAUUUGCCGCGCUCCACUUCACAGGAAGCAGUACUGUGUUCCGCUCAUUGUAUGGAAAGAUAGCUCAGGGGAUUGCGAAUGGCUCCUACCGGAGUUAUCCUCGCGUUGUUGGCGAAACGGGCGGCAAGAACUUCCACCUGAUCCACUCUUCCGCGGAUAUUAAAAACGCUGCCACGCACACUGUCCGUGGCGCUUUUGAGUACCAGGGUCAAAAGUGCAGCGCAACAUCUCGCGCCUAUGUUCCUCAAUCCCGCUGGGAGGAGUUCAAGUCUUUGCUGGUGAGUGAAACUGAAGCUCUCAAGUCUGGCCCAGCAGAAGAUUUUGGGAACUUUUCAGGACCUGUGAUCCAUGAGACGUCCUUCCAAAAACUUGCUGGAGUCAUCGAUGCUGCAUAUAUGGACUCUAGCCUUCAAUUGCUUGUGGGCGGGAAAUACGAUGGCAGCAAGGGGUAUUUCAUCCAGCCUACUAUCUACGUCACGAAUGAUCCUCACCACAAACUCAUGUCUACCGAGCUGUUCGGCCCCGUCCUAGUUAUCUAUGUUUACGACGAUACUAAGGCCCCCGCAGAGGCAUUUGAGAAGGUCUGCCAGACCAUCAAUGCUACCUCAGAGUACGGUCUCACUGGAUCAGUUUUUGCUGUGAGACGCGAUGCUAUCCGGUACGCGGAAGAAGCACUGAGGAACACAGCUGGCAAUUUCUACAUCAAUUGCAAAUCGACAGGUGCUGUGGUUGGGCAGCAGCCGUUUGGUGGUGGACGCCAGAGCGGAACAAACGAUAAGGCCGGCAGCGCGGCCAUUCUUAGUAGGUUCGUGAGCAUGCGGUCGAUCAAAGAGGAAUUCUCGCCACUUUCCCAAGCGACGUACCCGAGCAACGAGGUAUAA
Molecule: messenger RNA, 1758 nt
Organism: Histoplasma mississippiense
Lineage: Eukaryota; Fungi; Ascomycota; Eurotiomycetes; Onygenales; Ajellomycetaceae
Product: delta-1-pyrroline-5-carboxylate dehydrogenase, mitochondrial precursor
Exons: 3
Coding region: 1-1758 (585 amino acids)
Cellular component (GO): mitochondrial matrix
Molecular function (GO): L-glutamate gamma-semialdehyde dehydrogenase (NAD+) activity
Source: RefSeq, a predicted model, not a curated record